This is a messenger RNA of Puccinia triticina, 1656 nucleotides long. RefSeq lists its product as uncharacterized. The transcript is spliced from 3 exons. NCBI's taxonomy places the organism in Eukaryota, Fungi, Basidiomycota, Pucciniomycetes, Pucciniales, Pucciniaceae. The coding region runs from base 1 to 1656 and encodes 551 amino acids. The record is from RefSeq and is a predicted model, not a curated record.
AUGGUUGACACUUCCAGUAACCAGCUCCCCAGCUCCACAGGACCCAAGCCAAACUCGAAUAUCAAUCCCGCUUUCAGGUAUCUCGGCAUCCCCACCUCUUGGCUGAGUCGACAAGGAACCGAUGGCCCAAAAAUACGAUUGCCAUCGGCAAAAACCAGCGGGUUUUUGCUAUCGUGUGGCUCGUUGAUCUCACUAUACCUCUACGACCGUCAGCAAUGUAAAAAAAUCAAGCAAAAAUAUAUCCGACAGGUCCAACACCUCUCCGAAUCUCUCGUUUCAGACUCCAACGAUGACAGAUUUCUGAACGCCGAUGCUCAUUGGAUGCCGCGAAGGGUCACUGUUUACGGAGCUAGGGUUCCGGAAGAUGUUGAUGUCGAUCGGGGAACCCAAUGGUUCAAAAAAUAUGUCAAGCCUAUUCUGAUUGCAGCUGCAAUCGAUUAUACCAUCCACAACGGAACUACGCCUGGUGCCCUGGGACGAAAAAUAUCGGCUGAUAUCCGUGAUCAGAGAGUAAUUCAAGCUGCUCAGCAGAAGGAUGGUCACGAAGUACCAGCUCUUAAACCCGGAAUGCCUGGCUAUCGGGAAUGGCAUGCAGAACGAAAUAGAUUGGCCGGCGGAACCUUGAUCCUUGGACGGGCCACUUUAAAAGAAUACCUCUGGGGACUCAAACACGGUUACGAACAACACAUACCAUUAGAUACGCUUGAUGAAGAUGAACGAUUUUCUAAGGAAUUGGAAGAAGCUGGGAUUUUCGACCUGGACGACCACCCCGGGGAGUUCAGUUCAAAUGAGGAUCCAACUAUGCCUGAAGGUCUACGAAGUGUUCAUGAACAACUAAAGGAAACCGACGGCCACGAUGAGAGUCCCUUCGGUUCUUCGUCAAUUAACGAUAUGCCUGCACCUUCUCAGCAAAAACCCCCAAAUUUCUUCAACUUUUUCUCUCAACCUUCCGCCAUCCCAUCCUCGAAUUCUUCGACCAACAACUCCACCAUCAAGACUUUGGCUCCGACUCCGAUUCCAUUACAAGCUCCGUUACUCUUGGUUCCGUUUGAUCAUCCAAUAGGAAUCCGGUGGUGGCCCCUCAAGAUUUAUAGAUUUUUUAAUAGAAGGGAGCAAGUGGAAAUGGGAGCCCAAACCGCAAUGAAACUGGUCCGAUCUCAAACUCGUCCGAUCGAGCCACCCAAACAGCCCGCUGGACUUAGCGACUUCCCAAAGAAUUGCUCAUUGAUUGGGAUCAAGGCGACAGAUGUUGAAGAUGUAAACACUCAAAUCAACUUGACUGGUUCGCAAGAUUUGGACCACUUGGCUCCGGACGCGGAUCGACAUCUGAGAAGAUCGUAUCGAAAAGUUGGCAAGAGAGUGAUCGAAGAACGGGAUAUGUUUCGGAAAGAAUUGAAGGAUCGAUUGAGGAAGUGUAGACAAGAAACGGCAGAUGAUUCUGGAGGAGCUGGACAGGGCGAAGCUCUGAACGAGUCUCAGUUACGUCAGGAAGCUUUCCAAAAGGAGAGGAAGUGGUCCGAUCAAUUACAUGGCUGGUCGAUCGUUCGUCAAGGUAGCGGUAUUUCUUGGAGUCCUGAUAUGAGUACCGCUUUAAGCAUAUACGAAUCCAAUGAUGAAGAUCCUAUUAUUAGAGCUAGUGACAAUCAAUGUCAAUAA